Messenger RNA from Aspergillus fischeri NRRL 181, 1161 nucleotides. RefSeq lists its product as uncharacterized. Bases 1 to 1161 code for a protein of 386 amino acids. Lineage: Eukaryota; Fungi; Ascomycota; Eurotiomycetes; Eurotiales; Aspergillaceae. The record is from RefSeq and is a predicted model, not a curated record. Gene Ontology annotation, biological process: negative regulation of canonical Wnt signaling pathway. The transcript is spliced from 2 exons. Gene Ontology annotation, molecular function: receptor antagonist activity; co-receptor binding.
AUGAAGUUCUCCACUCUCGCGCUCGGCGUGUUUGCUGGUAUGGCAGCUUCUGCUGCUAUACCUGCUUCUGUCGCCGAUGGCAUGAACCUCUCUGACAAUGGUCUUGGCCUUGUCAACGCUGGCGAUCCUGUUUGCCACAAAAAUUCUGACUGCGGUCCCGGCAUUGGCUACUGUUACAAGGGCAUCUGUGUUGCCGACCCUCCCAAGGUCGAACGCGGCGAUCCCAUCUGCCACAAGAACUCCGACUGUGGUCCUGGUGUGGGCUACUGCUACAAGGGAAUCUGCGUGGCCGACCCUCCCAAGCUUACCUCUCGUGACGAUCCCAUCUGCCACAAGAACUCCGACUGCGGUCCUGGUGUGGGCUACUGCUACAAAGGAAUCUGCGUUGCCGACCCCCCCAAGGUUGAACGCGACGAUCCCAUCUGCCACAAGAACUCUGACUGUGGUCCUGGCGUUGGCUACUGCUACAAAGGAAUCUGUGUUGCCGACCCACCCAAGCUCACUCGAGAUGAUGCUUCUAUCGUUACUUGCCAUUCUAACAAAGAUUGCUUCAACGGUCUUUGCAUUGCUGGUAUUUGCCAUUGGGGCAUUGGAGAGGGUACCGCCUCAAACACUGCGAACAAGAAUUCUGCCUCCCUUGUUCAGACUUCUGAAUCUGCGGAUCCCGUUUGCCACAAGGACUCUGACUGCGGUCCUGGCGUUGGUUACUGCUAUCAUGGCAUUUGUCUUGCGGAACCUCCCAAGCUUACCUCUCGUGACGACCCCAUCUGCCACAAGAACUCCGACUGCGGUCCAGGUGUUGGCUACUGUUACCAUGGUAUCUGUGUCGCUGACCCUCCCAAGGAUGCUCGUGAAGUGUCGGCCGACCCUGUCUGCCACAAGAACUCCGACUGUGGUCCUGGCGUUGGCUACUGUUACCAUGGCAUCUGUGUCGCUGACCCUCCCAUGCUUGCCCGUGCUGAACAGACUGAUCCCGUCUGCCACAAGAACUCCGACUGUGGCCCCGGUGUGGGUUACCGCUAUCAUGGCAUCUGUGUCGCUGACCCUCCCGUUGUUCCUCGCGGCGAAGAAGCCGAUCCUGUGUGCCACAAGAACUCCGAUUGCGGUCCAGGUGUUGGCUACUGCUACCAUGGCAUUUGCCUUGCUGAGCCUCCCAAGUGA